Planococcus citri (citrus mealybug) is the source of this 3335-nucleotide messenger RNA. RefSeq lists its product as uncharacterized. Gene Ontology annotation, biological process: cell surface receptor protein tyrosine kinase signaling pathway; positive regulation of kinase activity; protein phosphorylation. The transcript has 21 exons. NCBI's taxonomy places the organism in Eukaryota, Metazoa, Arthropoda, Insecta, Hemiptera, Pseudococcidae. Gene Ontology annotation, cellular component: signaling receptor complex; plasma membrane. Gene Ontology annotation, molecular function: protein binding; ATP binding; transmembrane receptor protein tyrosine kinase activity. The record is from RefSeq and is a predicted model, not a curated record. The coding region runs from base 6 to 3092 and encodes 1028 amino acids.
CACGUAUGUACAACCAUGGAAUGGUAACUCACAAAUUAAAGCUCCAAUUUUGCCAGCAUAAUUAUUUGCGAGACGUGAGAAUUUGUUCCGUGGUUUUCGCCGAUUCGAUUGAAUUAUUCAUUUCAGCUAUGCUCACGUUAAUAUUCCUGAUUUUUAAGGCAAGCAUUGCCAUCGGGUUGGGGAUUGUUAUAACGACAGUUCCUACGGUGUUUUCCUCAGAUUCAACAGCAGUGAAAUUUACCAACAUAACUAAGAAAUGCGCUGAAAACGUGUUGUUAUCAUGCGAAGUCAUAAACACAAAAAAUCAACAUCAGUGGUAUCGCUUAACAUCCGAAAAAAUUGAGAAAAAAUUAAAAAAAUCAUCAAUAGAUCAAUUAUCUCCGUACAAAGUAGAAAACACUGAAAAUAAAAAUUCCAAGACUGGAGAUGUUACGUUGCAUUUCCUAACUCGGUUUGAUACCGGAUGGUAUACGUGCUUAAAUCUGUCGACAGAGGGAUACCCAAAGGUCACUCACAGCAUUUGGUUGGAAGUCAGAUGUGGAGGUGAUCAAAACAAAUAUCACACAGAACAGCAGUUGAAAAAAAUUCAGAAUGGUAUAGCACCACCUUACGUUCUUGUGAAGAGGAUUUACAAUGUAGAAAAAGGAGAUACUCUAUACCUGGAAAUUUGUGCAAGAGGAUAUCCGAAGCCAAUAUAUAAUAGUAUAACAUACGUAAAGAAUCACCGGGAAACCUCUAUAGAAGACUUGGAUGAUUCGGAUACAAUAAUCCGCUCGAGAAUUCCAAUAACUGAGCUAAAAGUGCCAACAACUCUUUCCUUUGUUGCGUGUAAUACAAAUGGCUGCAUUAAUGAUACCAUUCACUCUAUUCAUGUAACAGGAAACGGUAUUGUACUAGAAGAAACUCAGAGUCAAACUAUAUUUCUAUGCUGUAAAAAUGAACUCGACUCGGACUGGAAUGUAACAUUUAUCUAUAAUACCAGAAGAGGAACGACAAUUACAGGGGCAAAACAAGCUCAAUCGCUACUUUCUGCUUGCUAUAGAAUACCUGAAAUCACCUAUGUAAAUGAAGGCUUAUACGAAUGCCGAAAGAUGAAUUAUUCCAACUGGAUCACUAUCGGCGUUUUUCACUUGAAAAUAUGGAAUGACUCGAUACCAGGCACACUUUCCGCUGAACAUGACUCAAGUUUUACCUACCAGAUAACCACCAAUGAGUAUUUUCGAGUUUACAUCAAGCUUAUGGAGGCUUACACUUAUGAUUUCGAUGACCAUUCCAGCUCAAUAUUUGAAGAAUACGAGCGUAAAAUUACUACUGGUGUUAAAGAAAUAUUCUUUACGCCAAAUUUUGCCGGGGUGCGCUUAGUGGCUAUUUUAAGUACAUUUAACAUAUCUCAGUCGAGGGCUGUAGUAGAUCUCGAGUUCUCUGAUCUUGUUGGUGAGGCACAUGUCGGAGAAACAUUAUUUGGUCAGCUAGCCUCUUAUAAAAAAAUUGGUUCGUUGGCUGCAUCGCCGGAAAAACCCUAUGUUCUCAAUUUCGGACGAAAGCGUCCUUUGCAGUGUUCUCCUACAGAAAUCCCCUGCAAAAAUUCGUCUAAAUGUAUCCCAUCAUCAGGCAGAUGCGAUAAAAACGCCACAUGUCUAGAUAGAAGCGAUGAAGAAGAGUGCCCGGGGCCAGAUCGAUGUACAGCGAAUGAUAAAUUCUCUUGUCCCAAUUCUGGAGGAAUAUUGGUUUGUGCCAGUGUUAAAUGCGACGGAAAAAAGGAUUGCCCUGGUGGCGAAGACGAACCACCGACUUGUGAUAAGACUCCACGCCAAGAACUUGCGAUUGAAAAAGAUGACAUGAUAAUGAAGAUAUUAUUCAUCACGCUAGGAAUGAUAUUGAUAAUUACAGUAAUAUGUGGCAUACUUUUUUUCUGCAAAUACAAAAAAGAAAUGAGACAGAAAGAUACCGAAAUUGCAGAAAUGACACAAGUGGUGAAAAAGAUUGUAGUAAAGAAACAAAUCAACAUCGAUGAAAAUUUUCGCGAUGUUUUGAAUAUGCCUGUCGUUUCAAUUGAACGUUUGAAAUCUGGUAUAGUGAAAAACGGCAUGGUUUCGGUAGGCGAAUAUGAAAUGUCAUUAGAUGAACGUUGGGAAUACCCUCGACAAAAUUUACACUUGGGGGACACUUUGGGGGAAGGCGAAUUUGGGAAAGUAGUGCAAGCCGAGGCGAAGGAUAUUUGGAACCAUGGAAAUAACCUUGUAACAGUGGCAGUGAAAAUGCUCAAGGAUGAUCACUUGGAUUCAGACAUGAUAGACUUGGUAUCUGAAAUGGAAUUGAUGAAAUUACUUGGAAGUCACCAGAACAUCCUUCGACUUCUCGGCUGUUGCAGCCAAGGAGGAUCAUUGCUUGUAAUUACAGAAUAUGCCCGAAACGGAAACCUCAAGAAUUUUCUUCGAAAACAUUUUCUCCAUUCCAUCAAAAUAGAAGAAAGCACUCUCUUGACUUAUGCUCGUCAAAUUGCGCAGGGAAUGGUUUAUCUGUCUUCAAUAAAAUGUAUUCAUCGAGAUUUGGCGGCUCGCAAUAUCCUUGUAACAGCUCAGUACACGAUGAAAAUAGCUGAUUUCGGCCUCGCCAGAGAUGUGAGACAUACAGAAUACUACAAGAAGACAUCAAAGGGUCGACUACCCAUAAAGUGGAUGGCACCAGAAGCUUUAUUUAAUAACCGAUACACAACGCAAUCUGACGUCUGGUCUUUCGGCAUAUUGCUUUGGGAGAUUAUAACGCUGGGUGAUGAUCCGUAUCCUUCAAUCGAGGACCUUGCUGGGCUACGUAACGCUUUAAAGCAAAAUUAUCGAAUGGAAAAGCCCGAAAAUGCAUCUACAAACGUAUACAAUUUGAUGAUGGAUUGCUGGAGUUUUGAACCAGAAGAUCGUCCAAAUUUCUUAUCAAUAGUAGAACGUCUAAAAGAAUUAGUGACUGAUGCUAGGCCUAAGGUAGUUGAUGGGUCUUAUCAUUCAGAAAAUUCUGAUGAAUCCGACUCGCAAAGUGUUAUUUCCACAACGGAAUCCAGUGAAGACGAAAAUGAAAUUACAAAACCUUUUUUGGAAUGAUCAAUUCGAUAUAGGUACCUAGAUAGUAUUUUGUCGGUAUUGUUUCUAUUCUCUAUAGGUAUAUAAAAAAUUAUUUGUUUGACGGCAAGGUGACGCCAUACAAUAGGUAUAUCUAUCUAUAGAAUUUAGUAUAAAUACAUAAUUAUGUAAUUUCAUUUAUUUUUUUUGCAAAUUUUCACUGAAUAUGAAACGUUCAAAUCUGUUGAUAUGUACCUACUUAGGAAUAUUAUCAUUUAAUUUCAU